Venturia canescens is the source of this 3115-nucleotide messenger RNA. It is a transcript of the gene Vdup1, whose product is annotated as arrestin family protein Vdup1. Gene Ontology annotation, cellular component: cytoplasm. The transcript has 7 exons. NCBI's taxonomy places the organism in Eukaryota, Metazoa, Arthropoda, Insecta, Hymenoptera, Ichneumonidae. Gene Ontology annotation, biological process: protein transport. The record is from RefSeq and is a predicted model, not a curated record. Bases 1542 to 2558 code for a protein of 338 amino acids.
AUUUUUCAAUUAUUUGAUUCACUGGUAAAAAAAAGCUCGUUUAAAAAUGAGUACUCAGUGGUCAUAAAUUGUGACGUCAGAGGGAAAGAGAGAGAGAGAGAGAAUCGCGUCGUUUCCCGUCUUUCUCCCACUCUGCCAUCCAAAUACUGACGUCAUAAACCACAUUUUUAUUUUUUUCUAACGGGCAAAAAAUGUAAAAUAAUUCAUAGCGUGAAUAAACGUCAUAAAUUUUCGUCUUCAAAAUUAAUUUCAAAAUAAAUUUCGAGGAUGAUUAGCAUGGUUACUCCGCGAGAAAGCACCUCGCGUGAUCGAAUGAAAAAGCGGAAAAGUGGAAUAAACAUCGCGAGCGAGCGGCAAGAAAAAUAAUGACAAUUUACUCCAAAGUACGAAAAUAUUAUUCCUCUAGACCCCUGAACAAAACGUUGUAAAAAAGUAUGGACUCGCUUUUCAAGUAAAACGUAUUCGAAUCUCUCAGACCUAAGAAUAAAAACUCAUUUGAACAAAAUUCUUUUCCCAUAAAACAUAAAAAGUAAAAUUGGAAAAAAACAUUGUAUCUCGAAUAAUGUUGGGCUGGAUCUCCUUGACCCAUAGUUAAAAAUACAACGAAAGAAAUAUGUUAAAAAAGCAAUGUUAAGGAGAAUAUUGAUUCACAUUUAACAAUUCAACGAAAAAAUUGCCAGAGUUUCUGAAUUUCAGGCUGCAAGGUUUCGGUAGCAUUGAACAUCUAUAUGAACACGAACAGUUUUAAUUCAAAUGAUCGUAGACGUAACGUCGUGGAGGUGAGGCAUGAAUAUUGAUGAACGAGUUUGGCUUGAGCUAGCGUAACCAACGAGACAAUAAUACGGAGGAUUCCAGGGCGCGCUCUAUUGAUGCAUUCCAAAAGUUAAGUAAAAUUUGAACGACGUACGGGAGAGCAGCUCGUCACAUAUGGGGAGAGACUCGCGGCAGCGCGAUGCCGCAAUCGAGAAACGGUGCAACAACAGGUUUCGAGGAAGCUCAACACAAGAGAGCGUGGUAGGAGUUAGCCGAUUGGCGAACGCACGCUUGAGACGGUCAGCCGGGAUGGAGAGAGAGGGGGGAUCGCGAGAGCGUAGCGACGACCAAGAAUGGGCAGGAUUCAACGCUCAGGUACGGUCCUCGUCGAUCGAACCAGAGUUUCUCGUGCUCGCGGGCUCGAGCCUUGUAUUAUUCGCGGCGCUCCGUUUUUUAAUCGCUAUUAAAAAAUCUUUUCUUCCAAUCUUAGUGCUAUUUUUCUAUUUUUCCCGUGACACUCGUAUCUGGAAUGAAUAAACAAAGAAUAUUUCGUAUUCGGAGUAUCGUUUGAAGUGCGCACGGUGAAAUGACGUCGCUCCGUGCAAGCUUGGAGUUGUCACGGACGAAAGAAGAAGUGGAAGAGCCAAGGAAGAAUACCAAAUAGACUGGAGACGUUGCUAUCUCGCUGUGCCUCGAGUCCAGCGAAUUUUAUUUUUUAUUUUUUUUAUAAAUAGAAUAAUAGACAGAAGAUAUUAAAUAAUUUGUAAUUGAUCAACGAGGAUACGAAAAUGACGAGGAAACUGAGCAAAUUUCUUAUUCUCUUCGACAAUACGAAUCUCUUGUAUUUUCCUGGUCACUUCUUGUCGGGGCGUGUGCUCAUCGAACUCGACGAUGAAGCUUACGUAUCCGGAUUGCACUUUCACGUGAUAGGCGAGGGAGUGGUCAGAGUUAGGAGUCAACGGGCGGAGAGAGUUUACGACAAGGAAAACUACAUAGAUUUUCGAAUGAGAUUACUCGGCGAACCCGGCGAGGGACCGUCGCUCUUGUCACCGGGGAUCCACAGUUUCCCUUUCAAACUGGGUCUUCCGUUGGGACUUCCGUCAACGUUUCUCGGUAAACACGGUUGGGUACAGUACUACUGCAAAGCUGCUCUCCGAGAACCCGGUGGUUUGACCCACAAAAACCAACAGGUUUUCAUCGUGAUGAAUCCCAUAGAUUUAAAUCUCGAACCACCGAUAUUGGCGCAACCAGCGAGACUGGAAGUUGAACAACGCGUGGGAGUUUCCUGUGUCUCCGGCGGACCCGUAUUUUGUAGAGUGAGUUUGGAUCGAGGUGGUUACGUGCCUGGCGAGACGAUCGGGAUUUCGGCGACGGUCAGCAAUCGCAGCAAGGUAACUAUGAAAUUUACGAAAGCAUCAUUGACCGAAACGAUACAGUACAUGUGUCGAAACAAAGUAUUGGCCAGCGAAACCAGAGAACUUGCGAGCGUUUCAAGGGGCAAAAUCAGGCCCGGGGAGGGUGAAGAGUGGCUUAACGAGCAAAUGUACGUCCCUCCUUUGCCACCCACCAAUCUGCGAGGUUGCCACCUGAUAAACGUCCUUUACCACGUUUAUUUUGUCAUCAGUCCAAAGAGUUUGGACAAAGAAAUCAAACUGCAGAUACCGAUAGUUCUGGCCACGUAUCCACUCAGACAAGAAGGCGCUCCAGCAGGCACUGCACCGUCCAAAAGAGGCGCUCACUAUCCCUCGACACUGCCAAUUUUCCGACCUUGGCUCGACGACAAGGCUUUCGAAGUCCAAGAGUAAAACCUCUGUAAAAUCCUCGUUUCCUAUUCAUCCCUCUCCUCUUAUUUGUGUAAAUAAAUGCGCGAGCCCGACUCUAAAAACAUCGUCAAUGGAGAAAGAUGAGAGAAACUAUAGUUUUUAAUCAUUCGUGUAUGCGGUUAAUAAUUGUGUAUAAAGUUUGUACUUGAAAUAUGAUUUCAUGUAUAUCCGGAAGUGAGAAACCCAGUGGCAGAAUUUCACGAGUCUGAGCCACUUUCGCGUUUGAGUUUCUGCAGAACAGCCUCAACGUUACUGUUACUCACUAUUACAACCUUGUGGCGACUUCGACUACCCUAGAAUAAAGAAAAACAAUAAUUCUUAGUGCCAUGUUAAAUGAUUAUUUUAACUGUUAUACGACUCCUGGUAUUGAAGUUUGCAUCGCUAGGGUGCUAAGAAACUUCUUUUCUGCAUGUCUAAAAUAUGUUUACGACUAAAAUGAAUGACGCUUCUUUUAGCCUAGAACGCGAUAUUCUGACAUAGAUAAUUGAAAAAAUUGUACAUGAAUAAAAGAGCUCCCAAUGGGUCAGAACAUGCUUAUA